AUGCGAAAUCCGAAAUCAUGUAAUUUUAGCACAAUUUCGGGCAUAACUUGUACUCAAGAAAAAAUAUCAGAUACAAACCUUUCAAAAAAUGACUUGGAAGAAAUCUGCCAUAGUCUUGGUGUUUCUAUUGAAGAAACAAAAACUGAUCUAAUACAAAGAUUUAGAAAUUUUUCAAAUGAGGAAAACCAGACAAGAUUUCGAGAAGCUGGAAAAGCAAAAGUAUUAACUUUUGAUAAAGAGAAUGAUAAUAAAUUAGUAGAUUUGGAAUAUCCAAAUGAAGGAAAUGAAGUACUUAAAGUUGACCCCCAAAUGCAAACAUUAAGAGAACUUGCACAAAGAUCUAGAGAAAAACAAAAACCCAACAAACCUUUGCAAGCAAAUGCUAUAUCUGUGAAGGCUUUGGCCACUUUGCAAAUGCCUGCUCAUCAGAUCCAAAUGCAAAUACUUUCAAUUUCCAAUCAAAAGAAUACUCAAUAUACAAGAACAAAUUUAACAAGCUACAAGAAAAUACAAAGGAUAACUGACUAUGCUCGAGUCCAACAAUUAAUUCCAGUAGUAGAUCGCAUACAUAUAAAAGACAAAGAAACUAAUAAACUCGCAGCAGCAGAUCAUGAAGCACUUUGGCCACAUGAUCCAUUACCAGUAGAGGCAUUAAGAACCUAUAUAGAUAACCCACCUAUUGGUGUAUCAGAUAUAAUAUGGAAAUGA
Molecule: messenger RNA, 708 nt
Organism: Dentiscutata erythropus
Lineage: Eukaryota; Fungi; Glomeromycota; Glomeromycetes; Diversisporales; Gigasporaceae
Source: the annotation of a GenBank genome assembly